AUGAAGACUGAAUGGCACAGAUAUAACUUGAAGCGAAGGGUCUCUGGACUUCCACUGAUUUCAUCUGACAUCUUUGCUGAGAAGGUCCUCGCCUCUCAAAGCACUAGAAGUGAUUCCAGAGAAGAGGACGAAUUUGGCUUCCAUGUCAACCACAGAAGAAAAUCAGGGAAGGGCGAGAGACAGAUUACUAAGAAAGAAUUGAAGCAGAUGGCAAGAGCAGAAAGAGGCAGAGAACUCGAUUUUCCUGAGACAAUAGUGGAAAGAGGCACUAGUCCUGCUCCAUCGUUUGAUUCUACGUUCUCAUUGGGUGAAUCAGAGCACUUUUUGUCGGAAGGAGAUUUCGACACCGGCUCUGAGUUGAACUACUCCGAGCCAGAAGGCACAUACUCUGGAAGAGAUUCUGAUACCGAGGAGCUGUAUGUAAGUGGUUCUGAAUCAGAGCCCGAGGACGAUCUCGACGAAUUACCAAACUACUAUUGCUUCUACUGCGGUAAGAACAAUGCCCUGGUGGAGAAUAACUUGAGGCACAUGCUGAGUAAGCACGGCCUUUAUAUCCCCGAAAGAACAUUUUUGAGUGACCUUGAUGGUUUGCUCACAUUCCUUAACGAAGUUAUCUACAUUGACAACGAAUGCCUCACAUGUGGCUUUGAAGGCAAGUCUCUUGAGAGUAUAAGACAGCAUAUGAUAUCCAAGGGACAUUGCCGUAUGCCUUACGAGACCAAAGGCGAAAAAGCCGUCUUCGACGAAUUUUAUGACUUUUCUUUGGCAUCGGAGCUGCCAACUGCUCCCACCACAUCGAAGAGGGUGGCUUUUUCGGAGAACGAAGACCACUUCGAGAUUGAGGACUUGCCAAAUUACACAGCAGAUUCACGCGAGCUUACACUCCCAUCGGGCUCCCGUGUGCUUCACAGAGACGUCAGACAGCCUCGUCUGUCCACGAGUUUGGUUGUUCGGGAUGCUCCAGAACUGACAAAGACCGUUGCUUUAGUCGACAGAAGGUUUGCGCCUGGCAUAACACUGAAGGAGGUCACGAAACAGGAGAAGGCUGUCAGACGUAUGGAGCUCAAGAGCAGGAAUACACAGGAGAGAAGACGUAAGAAGGUCAAUUACCAGGCUCACUUCAGAGACGAGCUUCUCCAGUAA
Candidozyma pseudohaemuli is the source of this 1143-nucleotide messenger RNA. RefSeq lists its product as uncharacterized. Gene Ontology annotation, cellular component: preribosome, large subunit precursor. NCBI's taxonomy places the organism in Eukaryota, Fungi, Ascomycota, Pichiomycetes, Serinales, Metschnikowiaceae. The transcript has a single exon. Gene Ontology annotation, biological process: ribosomal large subunit biogenesis. The coding region runs from base 1 to 1143 and encodes 380 amino acids. The record is from RefSeq and is a predicted model, not a curated record.